CUACACUAAAUCUCAACGACUAGAUUCUCUAUUUCUCUUUUCAUCCUUACCUUGAUUAAAAUACUCUUUUCUUUCGUUCAGAAUCUAUGGCUUCUUCUUCGCUUGCAAUGGCUAUCAUCUUCUCCUUCAUCUUUUUAUCCUCUCUCGCCGCUGCAAAUGAAGUCACCGUCGGUGGAAAAUCCGGUGACUGGAAGAUCCCUUCUUCCUCUUCUUACUCUUUCACUGAAUGGGCUUCAAAAGCUCGCUUCAAAGUCGGCGACUUUAUUGUUUUCCGGUACGAAGCUGGAAAAGACUCGGUUUUGCAAGUAACACAAGUAGCGUACAAGAGCUGCAACACCACGAACUCUUUGGCUAACUACACCGAUGGAGAGACCAAGGUGAAAUUGGACAGGUCAGGUCCAUUUUACUUCAUCAGUGGAGCCGAUGGUCACUGUGAGAAAGGUCAGAAGCUGAGCCUCGUCGUGAUUAGUCCUCGUCACGCUGCUUUUUCUCCGGCUCCUUCUCCAGUUGAGUUCGAAGAUGGUCCAGCCGUGCCUCCGUCUCUUACUAGUGGCUCAGCUAGGCUUGGUGGUGAAUUUGCUGUGUUAGGUCUUGUUCUUGGUCUAGGGACUUGGUUCUGAUUUGGAACCAUGUGGGUUUGCUUUUUUUUGGAAUAAGCUUUUUGUUUCAAAAAGCUUUUUUUUUAAUUUAUUUAUAAGUUUCGCUUUUUAUGAUUACAUGUUGUUUACUUGGAGAUAUUUGUUGUCCUCAGCUUCUAAUUUAUAAUUAAUUAAAUUAAUUUAUUAUU
Molecule: messenger RNA, 787 nt
Organism: Eutrema salsugineum
Lineage: Eukaryota; Viridiplantae; Streptophyta; Magnoliopsida; Brassicales; Brassicaceae
Product: early nodulin-like protein 1
Exons: 2
Coding region: 87-620 (177 amino acids)
Cellular component (GO): plasma membrane
Molecular function (GO): electron transfer activity
Source: RefSeq, a predicted model, not a curated record